Molecule: messenger RNA, 1611 nt
Organism: Saitoella complicata NRRL Y-17804
Lineage: Eukaryota; Fungi; Ascomycota; Saitoellomycetes; Saitoellales; Saitoellaceae
Product: MFS general substrate transporter
Exons: 2
Coding region: 1-1611 (536 amino acids)
Biological process (GO): transmembrane transport
Cellular component (GO): membrane
Molecular function (GO): transmembrane transporter activity
Source: RefSeq, a predicted model, not a curated record
AUGUCAACCUUCCCCGUCGAAUCCGAGCUCGCUCAUCCUAAACCAGUCGUUGUUGACGUUGACGGGAACCGCGACGAGGAGAAGGAGCUCGCCAGAAUCGUCGCGGCUUCCCAUUCACCUUCCGAGAUCUCCGACGACUUCACGCUCAUCGCCUCGAAUGAGCACUUCGUCCGUGAUCUGGCAUACACCCUCGAAGAGGAACACAAAGUUCGCCGUAAGCUCGAUACGCAUCUCAUGCCUUGGAUUCUCCUCACGACCUUCAUCCUGAACAUGGAUCGCACGAACAACUCCAAUGCAAUCUCCGCCGGCCUCCCUGCUGAUCUCGGCUUCACCAUCGAUGCCGUGAACAAUGCAACCCUCAUCUACGCCCUCGUCUUCACCCUCGCUACCUUCUCCGGUGCCAUCAUCGCCAAACAAGUCGGUCCUCACCGCUGGAUUCCUAUUCUAAUGUUCGCUUGGGGUAUCGUUACGUGGUCUCACAUCUUCAUCAAGAAUGUUGGUGGUUACUACGCUGUAAGGUUCUUCAUCGCGUUGACGGAGGGUGGAGUCAUCCCUGCUACGCUGAUUUAUCUUGGUGGGUAUUAUUCGACGAAGGAGCUGGCUGUCCGUCUUGCUACGUUCUGGGGAGUCCAGAGUGUCGCGUCUGCUGUCUCUGGUCUCAUGGCUGCUGGUAUCUUGAAGAUGAACGGCAUCUCCGGGCUCGAAGGUUGGAAGUGGCUGUUCCUCAUCGACGGAGUGAUCACGAACGUCGUCGCCAUCCUUACGUUCUUCUACCUCCCCUCAGGUCCUGGGAGGACUAAGGGUGGUCUCCGUGGUCCUAAGGGAUGGUUCACCGAUCGUCAGGUAAAGAUUGCUGUGACCCGUCUCAUCCGCGACGACCCCGUCAAGUCCGAUUAUGAACAAAAAGUUACUUGGUCUGAUAUCCGUGACGCUGCUAUUGACCCUCGCCUCUGGGCUCACCUGGUCCUCACCUUCGUCGGCAUGAUGCCUAUUACCCCGUUGCAGACUUACAUGCCGACUGUCAUCAAGACAUUCGGCUACAACGUGUUCGUGUCGAACGCCUUGACGGCGCCACCCUAUCUGCUGCAGAUGGUUGCCUCCGUUGCUCUCUGCUGGAACUCGGACCGUGUCGGCGAACGUGGGUUCCAUGGCGUUUUUGGCGCGGCGUGGUUUAUGGUUGGAUGGAUCAUGCUUCGUGCUUUGCCGGAGACAUCAUCGAAGGGAGUUAGGUACCUCGCCAUCCUCAUCGCCGGUGGAUGGCCCAUCACGCACCCCCUCAACAUCGCAUGGAUGACGGAGAACAUGGCACCCCUUGGAAAGCGUACUGUUGCCUCCGGUGCAAUCAUCGGCGCAGCGAACUUGUUUGCAGUUCCCGGCGCCUACAUCUAUCGCGCCGAUGACCAGCCUUACUUCCACCGUGGUAACUCUGUGUUGAUUGCAUUGACGGCUAGUUCGAUCGUUAUUUGGAUUUCCUUGAAGUUCUGGUAUAGGCACACCAACAGGGUGCGUGAGGAGAGGUGGGCGAGUUUUACGCAUGAGGUGCAGGUUGAGUACGUCAAGAAUACCAGUGACAAGGGAAACCAGCGUUUGGAUUUCAGGUUCCGCAACUAA